This is a messenger RNA of Lolium rigidum, 1578 nucleotides long. Its product is annotated as BRCA1-associated RING domain protein 1-like. The transcript has 10 exons. Gene Ontology annotation, biological process: positive regulation of transcription by RNA polymerase II; negative regulation of fatty acid biosynthetic process; double-strand break repair via homologous recombination. The record is from RefSeq and is a predicted model, not a curated record. Gene Ontology annotation, cellular component: BRCA1-A complex; plasma membrane; BRCA1-BARD1 complex. NCBI's taxonomy places the organism in Eukaryota, Viridiplantae, Streptophyta, Magnoliopsida, Poales, Poaceae. The coding region runs from base 1 to 1578 and encodes 525 amino acids. Gene Ontology annotation, molecular function: ubiquitin-protein transferase activity.
AUGUCUGCUACUCAUACCAGCACGGUGGUCAACAUAGAAACAGAAACUGACGAUGGAAGUCUUGAGGUUCUACAACAAAGUUACAGGCAGAACGAGCCAAUGGCUAGUCAAAGCAGCAGUCCUGCGAAAUCAAGCCUCGCUGGGAAUAAAAAUGUGUCACCCACAAAGGGUCCACAUAAGAGAGUUUGUGCUGAUGCAACCAAAGUUGCAUCACUAGGUGUUAAUGCAAGUAAAACUGGACAGCACCUGCACCCCUGUAAAAAAAACAAGGGUUCAGGGAAACAUAGCAAGUUGGAAGACUAUCAAGGUGAUGCUGAAUUGAGGAGACUGCAAACACCAACCAACUUAUUUGAAGAUGAAUGUGUUUUCUGCCAUUCAUUUAGAACCAGUGAGAAUUUUCAUGGUCCCAUAGUCCUGUAUCGAAAGGGAAGGAUUGUGUCCAGUGAUGAGGGCGUUCCAAAAAAUGCCAUCUAUGUUCAUAAAGAGUGCAUGGACUGGGCCCCAAGAGUGUGUCUUGUUGGCGAUGAUAUUGUUAACAUGGAGAAGGAAAUCAGCCGUUCAUCAAGAUUGAAAUGCAGCAGAUGCAAGCUUCCGGGGGCAGCUCUUGGCUGUUAUCACCACCCCUGCCCCAAAAAUUAUCAUGUUCCAUGUGCAGUGAUGAUCCCAGAAUGCCGCUGGGAUAUGAAAAAUCGCCAUGUUUGGUGCCCCAAGCAUGCAUCUGAUCCAUUACCAUGUGAUGUAACGAGCUCACCAAUAAUGGAAAGUGGCAUUACUUCUCCCAUCCUUCAAAACCAAUACUCAGAUAAACAAGGAAUGUCUGUCAUUCAUAUAAGGGAAAAUCAACAAGUAGAUCAACUGAACACUUCAAGUUUUUCUUCCUUGCCUCAGGGCCAAUGUUCAGGCAAAGGACUUAGACUACUAACAAAGGGAUACAGCCAAUGUUCCGGUUACCGGAGAGAAGAAAAACAAAUGAACCAGUCAAGAACCCUUGUGAACGAAAAGGUCCUGCUUGGUUCAGCUUUAAGUGCAUCACAGAAGGAUUCUCUCAAAAAAUUUGCUUCCUUGACCAAUUCAACCUUGGUUGAGGAAUGGGACAAAAAUGUGACUCAUGUUAUUGUGGACAGAAGUGCGGGUAUCAUAUGUGGCAGGUCAUAUGAGGUCCUGAUGGCGAUACUCUCUGGAAAAUGGGUUGUCAGAGCUGAAUGUUAUGGACCAAAGAAAGGAAGAGCUGGAGCAGCUGAAGGGGCACCAAAGCUUUUCUCGGGGCUGCAUUUCUUCCUCAGCGCGUACAUGGACCUGGAACUCAGGGAAAACCUAGAAAAUCUCAUAUCAGCCGCCGAAGGGAAGGUCCUGGAGGCACAGGAGAGUGCGUGCGAAAAUCCCGCCAAGGUAUACUUCGUCUACGGUGGCGGCCCUCCAAGAGAUUUCGCUGCCACUUUACUUGUUCACAAGGAGAUAGAGGAGGCACGGAACUAUGCGGCAUGGGGAGCGCAGGUGAUCUGCCACCUUUGGCUGUUUGAUGCCAUCACGUCUUACGAUGUGCGGAUGCUGGAACGGAGUUAUCGCGAGGGCCGCUAG